GCGAGAUAUGGAGGCGCUCUGGCGCGCCGAGGAGAGCUGAGCCCGAGUCCGGCGGCGGUUUCCCGUCCCCCCCCCAAAGGGUCCCGCGGCCUCCCGCCUUCUUCCCUUGCCUCCCCGGGGAGGGCGAGCCAGGCAAAGGACGCGGCGGCGGCAUGCUGGAGAGGCUGGCCAGAAAGAUAACCGGCUAGGAAGGCUGGAGGAGCAGCAGCGGCGGCGGCGGCGGCGGCCGGGCGAGAGGUUGGAGGCUUGCGGGGGUUGGCCCUCGGCCGGCGCCAGGCUCCCCUCUGCGGGGCUCGCGUGUUGAGCCGCGCUGGCUGAGAGGCAGCGGGCGAUGGAGGAGGAAGAGGAGCAAGCCUCGGCUGCCGAGUCCCAGGAGGGGGCCAGCGCCAGCGCCAACACCAGCACCGGCGGCGUCCCCGAAAGUUUCGCCAGGCUCUGGACGGAUGUCAUGGGGAUCUUGGAUGGGUCACUGGGCAAUAUUGAUGAUCUGGCUCAACAGUAUGCAGAUUACUAUAAUACCUGUUUUACUGAUGUAUGUGAAAGGAUGGAAGAACUGCGUAAACGAAGGGUAUCUCAAGACCUUGAUAUGGAGAAAUCUGAUGCCAGCUCCACAUCCCUACAGCUGCAAUCCCAGAUUGAAGAAUCCCUUGGCUUUAGCAGUGUAGCAUCCACACCAGAAAUAGAAAGAAAGUUCUCUCUCCAUAAAUCAAGUUCUGAAGAAAGUGCAGUUGGUAAAGUGGAUUGGAAAAAGAAGAAUAAAUACUUCUGGCAAAACUUUCGAAAGAAUCAGAAGGGACUAAUGAGACAGUCUUCAAAAGGGGAAGAUGUUGGUUAUGUGGCAAGUGAAAUCACAAUGAGUGACGAGGAGCGGAUCCAGUUAAUGAUGAUGGUCAAGGAGAAGAUGAUUACUAUUGAGGAAGCUCUUGCAAGGCUGAAGGAAUAUGAAACUCAACAUCGGCAAUCAGGAAACUUGGAUGCAUCUGAAUGGUCUGAAAGUCCUUAUCCGACAUUUGAUGUUUCUUCCAAUUGCAAUUCAAGAGAGCAAUCAGAUGAUGAAUCAGAGGAAUCAGUGAAGUUUAAGAGACUGCAUAAGUUGGUCAACUCAACUCGCCGAGUGAGAAAGAAAUUAAUUCGAGUGGAAGAAAUUAAAAAGCCCAGCACUGAAGGUGUGGAUGAUCACUCCUUUGAUACUCCCACAGGACCAGAUGCUCGACCUGCACUUUACUCUGGAAUUCACAAGAAACCAUUCGUUUUGGAUAAUUCCUGUGAAAAACAGCCAGAUAAUGAAAGUGAUUCACUGACCUUAUCUCCCUCAUCCAGCUGCCUGGACACUUGGGGUACAAACAGGAAAUUGCUGAAGACCUUCAGUAAAUCUGAUAGUCGUGGCCUUAUAAAACCGCCCAAAAAGCUUGGGACAUUCUUUUCUUAUCCAGAAGAGGAUAAAAUACCCAAAGUUUGUCGUUCUUUAACGGAUGGAGAAAUGAAGAACCUUGGCUCUCUCAGUCAUGGGAGAACCUGCAGCUUUGGUGGCUUUGAUUUGGCAAAUCGCUCACUGCACAUUGGAAACAGUUCAGAUCAAAUUGGAAAGGAUGGUGAUUUUGUCUACAAAGAGGUGAUCAAAUCCCCUUCGACUUCCCGUAUAUCCCUUGGUAAGAAGGUGAAAUCUGUAAAAGAAACCAUGAAGAAAAGAAUGUCUAAAAAAUACAGCAGCAGCAACUUGUCAGAGCAGGAACCCAAUCUGGAUGUAAGGCCAGAGUCUCUUCAGGCACCACAGCCAGAUACCGAUACUUUGGAUAAACCAAAGUUAAAAGCUGGUGGUUCAGUAGAAAGUUUGCGGAGUUCCCUCAGUGGCCAAAGUUCAAUGAGUGGGCAGACGGUAAGCACAACUGACUCUUCGACUAGCAAUAGAGAAAGUGUCAAGUCUGAAGAUGGUGAUGAGGAAGAACUUGCAUACCGAGGGCCUUUCUGCGGUCGUGCCAGGGUUCACACUGACUUUACCCCCAGUCCUUACGAUACAGAUUCUCUUAAGCUCAAGAAGGGUGAUAUUAUUGAUAUAAUUAGCAAGCCUCCCAUGGGUACUUGGAUGGGACUUCUGAACAAUAAAGUUGGUACUUUCAAAUUCAUCUAUGUGGAUGUGUUAAAUGAAGAGGAAGAAAAGCCUAAAAGGCCCACAAGAAGGCGCCGAAAAGGAAGAUUACAACAGCCCAAAUCUGUUGAGGAUCUCCUUGAUCGUAUCAAUUUAAAGGAGCACAUGCCAACCUUUCUGUUCAAUGGCUAUGAAGACUUAGACACCUUCAAGCUCCUGGAGGAGGAAGAUUUGGAUGAACUCAACAUUCGAGAUCCAGAGCACCGAGCUGUUCUCUUGACAGCAGUGGAGCUUCUGCAGGAAUAUGACAGUAACAGUGACCAGUCGGGCUCCCAGGAGAAGCUCCUUGUAGAUGGCCAAGACCUCAGUGGAUGUUCUCCCCGGGAUUCAGGCUGCUACGAAAGCAGUGAAAACCUGGAGAACGCUAAAAUACGACAGCCUUGUCUCCUGCCCUCAAAAUUAGCCAGUGAAUAUCAUUUUAAGGAUUUCCACCGAAACCCACUGGCGAAUUUUCCAAAUCUACCCUUAAUUAAAUCAACAGAAGCUUAUCAGCAAGAAAAGAAAAUCCAGGUCAGCUGUGUGCAUCCAGUCUCCAAAAACCGUCUCAAGCUGCCAGCAGCUAUGGAUCUCAAGAAGAAAGGUAGAAGUUUGCCAGUUGGUGUGUGCCGAAGCUGGGAAGUUUUAGAAAGAGCCCCAAAUAUACCGAUGUGGCCAAGAUCCCAUUCUCUCGGAGACCUUCAUGGAAAUGUUGGCACUGGUAGUAUAAAAUCAGCGGAGACAUCACCUCUGGAUUCAUCAAAAAAGUCAGCUGAAUCUGAAGGUGGUGGGCAGAUGAAAAAACUGUUGAUGGCUAAGCAAAGCAAAGAAGUUGUUGAUCCCCUUAAGGGGAAGAGAAAGGAAUUCCACUUGUCAGCAACCAUGCCUUCUACAAGAAUGUUCCCUCAGCAUUUGCCUGAGAACUGUGAUGCUCGGACAUCUUCCCUGUCAUAUGGUAUGACCUGGACUCCUUUUGAAAGUUGUAAAAAAAGCACCCAUGAUCUUGGAAGAGCUAAUACUUCUAUCUCCAAAGAAAAUGUGGAAACUGAUCAGAAGGACAUGAGUGAAGCAAAAAUGCAACCCAAAGCGUCUUCACAGCCACCGCCAGUCCCUGCAAAAAAAAACAGAGAACGCAUUUCUAAUGGACACUGUCAUCUCCCCUCAACUCUUUCUUGUUCAGAUGUACCAUCUUUGCCAGCAAAAAAAGUUACACUACAGGGUUCCUCCAGUUCCCAUGAACUGACUGCAUGCAGAACAUUUCCUGAUCAGGAACCCAAAGGUCCUUCCAUCAUAAGGCCUCCUUGGUUGUCUGACCUUCCAGAAGCAGCUAGUGUCCAGCAACAUGUGUUAAAACUAGACCCUUCUUCAGUAAGGAAGAUAUCCUGUAAUAGAGGACUGGAUCUUGAAAUGUUGAUAGAAAAUAAGCUGCAGUCUGAAGAUAUUGAUCUUACAGAGGAGCCCUAUUCUGAUAAGCAUGGCCGUUGUGGGAUUCCUGAACCUUUGGUGCAAAGAUAUGCUGAAGACUUAGAUCAGCCUGAAAAGGAUGUUGCUACAAACCUGGACCAAGUACGAGUGAAGCAGCUGAGAAAGCAGCACCGCAUGGCAAUUCCAAGUGGUGGCCUCACUGAAAUUUGCCGAAAACCUGUAUCGCCUGGAAAUAUCUCUUCUAUAACUGAUUGGCUAGUUUCUGUUGGCCUCCCAAUGUACUCAGUCUCUCUCAGAGCUGCAGGAAUCAAUGACUUAAGUAAAGUGCCUUCUCUGUCACAAACGUCACUUCAUGAGGCUGGCAUCACUGAAGAGAGGCAUAUAAGCAAGCUUUUAGCAGCAGCGAGACUUCUGAACCCAGAAACAAUUUAACUCAUUCUGGAAUAUAGUAUUUUUUUUUUUGUUGGAAAACCUAUCAUUUCUUUUAAAAGCAAUUUCAUCAUUAAUUGCUCUCGAAAAAGCUUUGGGAACAGGCAAAUCUGGUCCUGGAGAAGACUGGAGUUCUUUGCGGUUUCAUCCCUCUUCAUAUAAAACUGUAGUAUCAGCUGUCCACAACAGGGAAGUGGUAUGACCCUAGUUUUUCCUCAAAGAAAAGGCACAAGCAAUAGUUUUCGUUUGCUAAGGACUCUUAGCCUUGCUUUUGGCAUUACAAAAAAAAGGGGAUCAUUCUACAUUCUUGAAAAUUCAACAAACAUCUUCAGUUUUUGGGGAAAGGGGUUAGCAAAUUGUAGAUCUCUAGAUACUUUGGUUCUAUUAAAAGGCUAAGUGAUCAUUAAAUAUUUUUAAUCACUUAGCAUAGCUAAGUGAUCAUUAAAUAUUUUUAAUUCAAAUUUAUAUAUCCUAUACUGAGGGAAUAUGUAAUCCCAACAAACAUAUUAAAGAUUAGAUCUGUUUCUAACAGAGGUUCCUUUCACAUCCUUUCCAUUUCAGCAAUUUAUAUAAAAAUAUAUUAAUAAAGCACUGCCUUCCCAAUAUAGUUUCCUAGAAGGUGGAACUGGAGGUCAGAGUUGAGGAACACAGCUUUCGAAUUUCCCCAUAAACAGAAGAUGAGUCAUGGACCAACAGAUGAGGGCCACAGAUUUCCAUCUGACAGUAGCUAGGCGAGAGUUCUGAAUUUUAUACCUUUUAGCUGAUCUUCAUUGCAACUUACCAAUUUUUUUUAAAGCUCCUUUCUUUAGAAUAAAAGUUAUUUUUAGAAAUUUUAUUUAGCAGCCAGUUUUAAUUUGCCUUAAAAUGCUUUUGAGCAGUUUACUUACCAGUCUUCAGAUUUACAAGAUAUUUCAUUGUUGCAGUUUUAAUUUACCAAUAGCUUAUUUUAAAGAUUUCCUAUAUCUCACAACAUCUCCUUAUGUAAAGUUGCUGUUUUUGAAAUUGCAGACUUUAGUUCUCAGGCUAACAAGAUGUUCAUAGCUGUUAAUGUUUGCUGGCAUUACUAAAAGGCUGAAAGAUAUUUUGCCUUUUGUAUGUACAUAGAUAUAUAUAAAUAUGAUAAAAUGCGUUUUCAUGUUAAUUGCAAUUUUGUGUAUUGUGAUGCAUUGUUGUUUGGUUUGCAGCAGCUUUGACUUGGUAUCCUGACCAUAUCAGUGGGACAUGGGUUGUUCUGUCUUCCCCAAAGAAAACCUAACUGGCUGAAUAAGCAAAAUAUCACUCAUCAUCCAGAGAAUCAGAAAAGGAAUUCUAUUUCAGUGAGAUUUGGGGGGUAGGGGGAACUCUCAAGCUAUAAUUCCUGUAAGAGUAGCUAAACAUGUCAAUUAUUAGAUAUUGAAAUGAAUGGGUUGCUGAAGCAAACUGUUUUUGUGUUUUUCUUUGUGGUACCAUGUUCUUGUUUACUAAAACUAUUAAACUAUACAAUGUAAAAAUCUCUUCCUUGUUUCUGUGAAUAUAGAUAAACUUUAUUUUUGUACAUGAUUGGGCAUAUUAUAUACCAAAUAAGCUUGACACUUCGAUUGUCCAGUAGUACCUACUAACUGCUAAUUAGCUAUAAUAAUGAAGGCUUUUCAUGAUAAGUGAUGCCCCAAUAGUUUGAACAUAUAACGGACUCAGUCUGAGCCUGGGAACAUGAAGCCUAAUUUCAAGAUAGUUUCUCAUCACCUCUUUGUGCCUCCCAUUGCAUUCAUUACCUCUAAAAAAGAAAUCGUUUUACAACUUCAAAAAAUGCAAUAUUCAGCUAAGAACAUUUCUGCAAACCAUAAUUCUGCCUUUCCAAGAACUCUUUCUCACCAGAUAUCUUUCUCCUCUUACUGUCUUUAAGGUAUCAGGUAUUUGAGGACUUUUACUUUAAAAAAAUCUUACCAUUCCAACCUUCUCUAUUUUAUUAGUUUAUUGUGAUAAGCACAAAAGUGAUUAAAGAUUUCUACUCACUAAAGGAAAAAAGGACUGUGGUGAACAUUUCUUCUCAUGUACAAAUUUAUUGCUUUUUAAUUAAAUUAAUGGGUGACUAUAUAUGCAGAGAAAUGUGCUCCGCAUGUAGAUUGUGUGGUUAUAAGCUUGUAAGAUUAGCUGGAAUUCUCAUUUAUUUGUAAUAUACUGUAGAAGUUGAUUUUUUAAAAAAUUAUUACCAUAGAAGCUGGAAGGCAUAAUAUGUCAGGGUAUAAACAAUGGCACUAAGAUUUCACAUUUACAGAAUGACAAAAAGAAUCAGUAUUUUAUACAUCUCAAGAAGUACAUUCAUUAGGAAGGAUACGAAAUUGUUAAACUGAGAUCAGAAGUGCACAAAUCCAAUGCUGGUUCUGUUGAUAUUGCUAUUUACUUCAAUGUAUUGUUUAUUCUUUUAUUUCGCAUGCACACAAUCCUUAUGCAUAGAAAUUACAUAUUAUUUACAGUACAACAAUUAACGCAACUGCUGACCAUUUCCCUGGUAUUCAUAUUGAUUCUGAAAAAGUGUUAAAUCAUUUAGUAUUUCCAUGUUUCAGAGAAAGUCCAGGUGAUAGAAGAACCCUCUAGGUUGGAAGCUGUUAACAUUAAGCUAGACUCUUGUAUUGAUCUUCUACGGACAGGUAGGGCCAUUUUAAUAUCCAUGGAGGAUGGUUUUUAACCAGCAGUUAAUCAAAGAGGCAGCACUACAUGCUUCACGGACCUCCUGAGAAUUGUUCUAAUUAUAAAUUUGCCUUUGGGUGCAAGUGGUAAUGCUGUAAAUAAAGAUAUCAGAGCACAACUCCUCAUUAAUCUUAUUUAUGCAAACUGUACUGCAGCAAUAACGGUCAGUUCACCAAGUCAUAGCUGUACAUUUGUAUUGUAUUAUUUUUAAGCCACAUAUUUUGUCCAUACUAAACCCCUAAAUGCGAUUUAUUUGGGAGUUAAAAAAAAUAAGCAAGUUAUGUAACAACUAACAAAAGUUGCACUUUCUGUAUAUUUAAAUAACUUAUUUUUCUCCCAUUUACUGUUCUUAAAUAAUGUAAGUAGAUGUAAUAUACCAGCAUUUAUAUGUUCUUGCAAUUUGCUUCCAUUGCAGAAAGUUGUGUAAAGAGAAAAAAAAGGAAAGAAAAUCUUACAAAUGUGUAAAGAUUACCGUGCUGUUUUACAUCGAGAAAAGAAGCAGCAAAAUGACUUCUCUGUGUAUGAAAACAAGUCUACAAUUAUGUACUGUUGUUCAAAGGAAAAUAAAAUUC
Messenger RNA from Notechis scutatus (mainland tiger snake), 7215 nucleotides. RefSeq names its product SAM and SH3 domain-containing protein 1. Lineage: Eukaryota; Metazoa; Chordata; Lepidosauria; Squamata; Elapidae. Gene Ontology annotation, biological process: positive regulation of JUN kinase activity; positive regulation of non-canonical NF-kappaB signal transduction. The record is from RefSeq and is a predicted model, not a curated record. Gene Ontology annotation, molecular function: mitogen-activated protein kinase kinase kinase binding.